Messenger RNA from Agrilus planipennis (emerald ash borer), 2529 nucleotides. RefSeq lists its product as uncharacterized. Gene Ontology annotation, biological process: RNA methylation; piRNA processing; siRNA processing. NCBI's taxonomy places the organism in Eukaryota, Metazoa, Arthropoda, Insecta, Coleoptera, Buprestidae. Gene Ontology annotation, cellular component: cytoplasm; nucleus. Gene Ontology annotation, molecular function: RNA methyltransferase activity; O-methyltransferase activity. The coding region runs from base 91 to 2529 and encodes 812 amino acids. The record is from RefSeq and is a predicted model, not a curated record. The transcript is spliced from 6 exons.
AAAAACUAUUAUUUUCGAAUUUGACGUUUGUGGUUAGUUAUGUGGUUAUAUUAAAAUUAAUUAAAGAAGAAUUAUAUCUAGUCAUGAACCAUGAUUUUAUUAUUUCAUGCUGCAUACUUCUUAUUUAAGUUUCUUUUUAGAAAUUAUAAAUGCUUCCAAUUUCAUAGGCAGAAAUCAGCACUACUUGCUCUUCAGUGUACAUGUUCCAGUUUUGAAAAAACCCAAGAUGCUGAGAACAAUUUACUGUUUGAUCCUCCAGUUUAUAAGCAGAGAUACAGUGCAGUACAGCAAAUUCUCUUGGAUUAUAGGUGGAAGAAAUACAUGAGAAAAGUAGUCGAAUUUGGAUGUGCUGAAUUCAGAAUGUUUAUAUAUUUAAAGAACUUGUUGAGUAUUGAGAAAGUCGUUUUUGUUGAUAUUGCAGAAGAUAUUUUAGUGGAGAAUAGUUUUAAAAUAAAACCUUUAACUAUUGAUUACUUAAAAAGAAGAGCAAAUCCUUUGGUUGUGGAUGUUUAUGCUGGUAGUGUGUCAUCACCUGAUGCAAACUUAUUGCAUACUGAUGCUGUUAUUGCUAUAGAAUUGAUUGAACAUUUAUAUCCCGACACUUUGGAUGCUCUACCUUACAAUAUUUUUGCAUUUAUGCAGCCAAAAAUAGCUGUUUUUACUACUCCAAAUGCUGAUUUUAACAUACUGUUUCCAAAUUUUAAAAAGUUUAGACAUUAUGAUCAUAAAUUUGAGUGGAGCAAAGAGCAGUUUCAAUCAUGGGCAAUCAAUAUCACCCAUCGUUUUCCUCAAUAUACGGUUUAUUUCGAAGAUAUUGGCUUUGGCCCUAAGGGUACUGAACAUUUAGGGGCUUGUUCUCAAAUGGCUGUGUUCGUGAAAAGUUCGUUGGUGUAUGACUGGCCCUUUAAUCGAGCAUUAUCUCGUUUUGACAAGUCAUUUACAUUGAUUGAUCAAUCAAUUGGAAGCACGGACAAAAAUUCCCGAGUGAAAUACACUUGUUAUGAAUCUUAUGGUAUUUGUACAUAUCAAAGUUAUAGUGCUCCAAUGUACGAUUAUGAAAUUUUGCCAAAAAUCUGUGAUUACUCUGAAGGCAGCAUUAGUCAUUAUGAAGACACAUACUAUAAAUUUAUCGAAAGUAUCGAGUAUCCUUACAUCGCAGAAACAACUUCAUCUGAUGAGGUUUUAAUGAAUGAGAUACUGUAUAGUGUUCAUCUUCUUGGAAGAGUAAAUGGAAGAUAUUACAAUAAUGAUAGGGAAAGGUCAGAGAUUCCAUUACUAGACAUUGUCUGCAAUCAGCAAAGAUUUGUUACAUCCAUACCUGAAGUUAGUGCAGUACUCCAGAAAGCUGGCUAUAAACUAGAAUCAUGUGUUGACUCUUUUACAAACGAAACGAUACAAUGUGUAAUAUAUGAACCGGAAAUGGAAGCGAACAGCUCUUCGUCGUAUGCAGAAGAGUCUGAUUAUAUUGGUGAGAGCGAAUGGGAAAGUGUCGGAGAAAGCGAGAGAGGCUGGAAUAGAGUUGACGAUGGAGAGCAACAAUUUAUCGCAGACGCACAAAUUAACGCAGAAAACGUAGUAGAAGAAAUUAUUAAUAAAAUAGAUGAUGUUAACAGUAUACCGUCACAAUCUUCAAGUGAAUGGAACACUGAAGAAACCUGCACAAGUAAAGACACAACUAAAGAGUCGAGCCGUUGCAACUCAGAUUUUUUAGAUUUACAAACAAACGUUAUAGAAAUUGAGCAAGUAGUAGAAACUGGAUGCAAGCAUCCAAAAAUCGAGAUUCCAUCAAUUAUUCGUAAAAAAUACGAAAGUUCUCCUCUGUUAAAGACUAAAUUGGAAGGACACUUAAAAAUAGAUAUUACAAAAGAAAAUAGCACCACUCUCAAAAAUGGUUUGGUAAAAGAUAUAACAGUUCCUAAAAGAAAUAAGGACGAGCCUAGAAAUACAAGCGAAGAUCCUUCUGCCACUGUAAAAAAAGGAAAAAUUAAAGAGUGUGUCGAUUUUAGUGGGGGGAGGAGGAGUCCAUCACCAGAUAUCGAAGAUGUAAUAGUUCCCAGUGGCUCUAAUGUUAAGCGUAGGAAGAAGCAGAAAAGAAAUGCUGGAGAAUGCCAAUUAAAUCGUAGAGAAGAGGAUGACGAAAUAUUGAAUGAACGGGUGAAUGUUGAUAUUGUGAACGCCGAAGUCAAUUUAAUCAACGAACUGUUGGAUCAGAUGCCUCAGGCGGUUGUUGAAAAUGGCGAUUUGGUCAACAACAAUAGGGAUUUUGAAGGGAACAAUUAUCCUAAUGCAGCCCGUGACGUCGAAGAAAUACAAAACGAAGAUAAUGAAAAUCAAAAUAGAGUGGAACAUGUCGAAGAAAAUGAAGUGCAACAAGACUUUGAAAACAGAAAUGAAAAUAACGAUCGGCAGCCAUUGAGGCUUAGAAACGAGGUUCAAGCUGUUCAGGAUGCUGGGCGAGAUGUUGGUGAAGGUGCAGAGGAGCUCCCAGAGGUGGAACAAGCUAGUAGGGAUAGUGACACAAUAAUAUAA